AUGAUUGGUAUUAAAUUAAUACAAAACCUUAGUUCCUUGACUGCAGGUAUACCAGAUAAUGAAAUUCGAAUGCUGCUUAUUGGAAAAACCGGAGUGGGCAAGAGUACAACUGGAAACACCAUUCUCGGAUUCAGAGCAUUUGACACAAAGACCUCUGCCACAUCAGUUACAAACCAAGUCCAAUUUAAUUCUUCUGAACGCUUUCAGAAAAAUCUUCUCGUUGUUGAUACUCCGGGUCUUUUUGAUACCAAUAAAACAAAUGAAGACGUAAAACUUGAAAUUAUGAAGUGUUUUGGAAUCACUUCACCAGGUAUACAUGCUAUUCUGUUAAUUGUUCAAAUUGGAAGAUUUACGGAUGAGGAGAAAACUACCGUCGAUUUCUUCUUAGAGGUAUUUGGAAAAGAUGUCAAGAAUUACCUCAUGGUAGUGUUUACCGGUAAAGAUAACUUAGAUGAUGAAGGCACAUCGAUAGAAAGUUACGUCGAAACAUACGAUAGCAAAUCUAGUCUGAAAAUCCUUCUAGACGAGAUAAACGGCAGAUACACAGCCAUAGGGAUGGGGGGAAACACAAUCAAACGCGAGAACGAGGUCAAACAAAUUAUCAAGAUUAUUGAAGACAUGAACAAAAAGAACAAUAAUAAAGGUUACACGAAUGAGAUGUACGAAAAAGCCGAGGCUAUACAUAGACAGAAGCAAGAAGAGUAUGUUAAAAAAAACAUGGAAACCGGCAAAGGGUAUACAGAAUCUGAAAUGAAUAAAAUGCGCUUGGACGCUAGAAAGGAAGAAAGAAUACAUAAUAAUAAGGAUAAUGAGAUACGAAUUUUACUUAUUGGAAAAACUGGUGUUGGAAAAAGCACGACUGGCAACACGAUACUUGGUUUUAGAGCAUUCAAUGCCAAGCUUUCUGGAAGUUCAGUGACAACCGAAACACAGUUUAAUAGAACAAAACGAUUCAACAAAAACUUGGUCGUUGUUGAUACACCUGGUUUAUAUGACACGAACAAAACAAACCACGAAGUUAUAUUGGAAAUAUCUAAAUGUUAUGGAAUCACAUCGCCUGGACUCCAUGCAAUUAUACUGGUGCUUCGUAUAGGACGGUACACAACUGAAGAACAGGACACUGUCGACUUCUAUUUAAAUGCCUUUGGGAAGAAUGUCAAAAAAUAUUUGCUUAUAGUUUUCACUGGGAAAGAUCGACUUGUUAAUGACAAUAUGACAGUGAAAGAUUAUGUGAACACAUUAAAUAAAACUUCAAAUUUACGAAUUCUCAUCGAUGAUAUCGAUGGAAGGUAUACUGCAAUUGGGUAUAGGGGCAAUCCGUCAGACCGUGAAGCGGAAGUCAAGCACAUCCUUGCAAUGAUUGAAGAGAUGGGGAGAAAGAAUGGUCAUUCUUUUUAUACUAAUGAGAUGUUUAAGCAGGCUGAGGCCCUUCUCAAAGAACGUGAGAAAUUGCGAAAAACACAAGAAGGGCAACAAAGCAAAGUUAACGUUGAUGCGAGGCAUACCACACGAAUAGAAAUCACGAAUAACAAUAAUCAAGAUGGAAUUUUAUCAGGUUUAUUUAAUAUUGUGUCCUCUACAGUAUCUUUUCUUGGCAGAGGAAUUGUAGGAACUGCAAGAUUCAUUGGAGGGCUUCUUUUUGGCUGAAUCCAAAU
Molecule: messenger RNA, 1655 nt
Organism: Saccostrea echinata
Lineage: Eukaryota; Metazoa; Mollusca; Bivalvia; Ostreida; Ostreidae
Product: GTPase IMAP family member 8-like
Exons: 2
Coding region: 1-1647 (548 amino acids)
Molecular function (GO): GTP binding
Source: RefSeq, a predicted model, not a curated record